Messenger RNA from Dryobates pubescens (Downy woodpecker), 2365 nucleotides. It is a transcript of the gene EEFSEC, whose product is annotated as eukaryotic elongation factor, selenocysteine-tRNA specific. The record is from RefSeq and is a predicted model, not a curated record. The transcript has 7 exons. Gene Ontology annotation, biological process: selenocysteine incorporation. Gene Ontology annotation, molecular function: GTP binding; GTPase activity; translation elongation factor activity. Bases 43 to 1782 code for a protein of 579 amino acids. Lineage: Eukaryota; Metazoa; Chordata; Aves; Piciformes; Picidae.
CAGGGGCGCUGUUGGGACGGACCGGCCGGGUGCAACGCCGUCAUGGCCGCCGGGACCGCGGCACCCCGCGUCCUGAACGUGAACGUCGGCGUCCUCGGCCACAUCGACAGCGGGAAGACGGCGCUGGCGCGGGCGCUCAGCACCACCGGCUCCACCGCCGCCUUCGACCGGGCGCCGCAGAGCCGGGCGCGGGGCAUCACAUUGGACCUGGGCUUCUCCUGCCUGCGCACCGCCCUGCCGCCGCAGCUGGGCCCGGGCCCCGGCGAGCUCCAGUUCACGCUGGUCGACUGCCCCGGGCACGCCUCUCUCAUUCGCACCAUCAUCGGCGGUGCCCAGAUUAUCGAUUUGAUGAUGCUUGUAAUAGAUGUGACAAAAGGAAUGCAGACGCAGUCAGCAGAGUGCUUGGUAAUUGGGCAAAUUGCCUGCCAGAAGAUGGUGGUAGUUCUGAACAAAAUAGAUCUCCUUCCAGAAGGAAAGAGACAAAGUGCCAUUGAGAAGAUGACUAAGAAAAUGCAGAAGACCUUGGAAAAUACUAAGUUCUGUGGGUGUCCUAUUGUUGCUGUUGCAGCAAAGCCUGGUGGACCAGAAGCCCCAGAGUCUGAGAAUCCACUAGGUGUUUCUGAAUUAAUUGAGGUCCUGAAGUCUCAGGCUUACCUGCCAUCAAGAGACCCCUCAGGAAACUUCCUUAUGGCAGUCGACCACUGUUUCUCUAUCAAGGGUCAAGGCACGGUGAUGACAGGGACUAUUCUUUCUGGCUCUGUUAGCCUUGGUGACAAUGUGGAGAUUCCUGCCCUGAAGGUGACAAAGAAAGUCAAGUCUAUGCAGAUGUUCCAUAAUCCUGUGACUUAUGCUAUGCAGGGUGACAGAGUCGGUAUCUGUGUCACCCAGUUUGAUCCCAAACUGCUAGAACGAGGCCUGAUUUGCACCCCAGAAUCCCUUCACACCAUUUAUGCUGCAAUAAUUUCCCUGAAGAAAAUUCAGUAUUUUCGAGGAGCCCUUCAGACCAAGGCCAAAUUCCAUAUCACAGUUGGUCAUGAGACAGUUAUGGGAAGAGUGAUGUUUUUCAGUCCAGCCCCUGCUGACUUCAAUGAAGAAAUCAAAGAAAAUGCUUUUGAUUUUGAGAAAGAUUAUCUUUAUCAAGAGGAAUAUUUGUCUAAGGACUCAAAAUCUUCGGAGGAGAACAAAGAAAAUGACCAGGCAGGAGAAAUCCAGCUCCCAAGACAGCAGUGGGCUUUGCUGGAGUUUGAAAAACCAGUCACCUGUCCUAAACUGUGCCUUGUGAUCGGCUCCAAGCUGGAUACAGAUAUUCAUGCAAAUACCUGCAGGCUGGCAUUCCAUGGGGUACUGCUCCAAGGCAUGGAAGACAAGAACUAUGCAGAGACUUUCCUUCCAAAGCUAAAAGUGUACAAACUGAAGUACAAAGAAGGACAAGUGGAAAGGGUGAUGGACGAUUACAGUGUGAUCGGUCGCUCAUUGUUCAAAAAAGAAACAAACAUCCAGAUUUUUGUGGGUCUAAAAGUCAAACUAUCUACAGGAGAAGAUGGAGUAAUAGAUGGUGGGUUUGGCCAGAGUGGCAAGUUUAAAAUCCGAAUUCCAGAUGGCCUGAAGCCGGAUACCAAGAUGCUUCUGACUGCUGCCUCCAAGAAGAAAUCUAAGGCAGGGAAGGGGGAUACCACAAAAGAGGAUGAAAGCAGCAAGAAUGAUUCAGCCCAGCCUGUUGCCAUCUCUCUUCUGUUUAAAAGAUAUGUCUUUGAUACGCAGAAGAAAAUGAUUCAAUCCUGAGAAUGCUGAUGAGGCCUCUGGUCGCACCUGAAAGACCAGACUCUGAAAUGAAUUUGCUUGGAAUGUGUUUCUUGUCUGAACGCAUUAGACCUGUUCCUUCCUCACAAACAAAGCCUUGAAAGCGCCUGCUGACUAUCUGCCCCCUUCCAAAAUCUCUGCAGUCUGGUUUUGUUCUGACAGAAUCUGCUUCCUUUGUCAUCUUUGUGAUGCGAGUCCUUACAGCCUGUCAGAGAGCAUCACCUACCGUGUGGCCAUGUUCGAGUGUGCGUUCUAAUAAAGCUGUUACUUGGAAGAAUUGUUUGGAAAUUUCCCUUGAUUUAAGAAGUUUGCCACCAAUACUAAUCUAAAUCUAGUCAAGAUGUGAAUUUAUGUGACCACAAAGUGAAGCUGAUUAGUCUAGGCUUACUUCCCCGAGCAAAGUUGGGGACAGAAAGCACACAAUAUGAUAGGUGAACCCUGUAAGGGAUGUUUCCCAUUCCUCCAGCUGCAAUUCUGUCAGAUGCUAUCUGAGAGGUGGUAUGGAUCUUUUUUAUAAGUAUGAUUUGUAUCUUGAAAUGUUUUUCAUAUUAAACAUAAUGAUGUG